Molecule: messenger RNA, 2451 nt
Organism: Pan troglodytes (chimpanzee)
Lineage: Eukaryota; Metazoa; Chordata; Mammalia; Primates; Hominidae
Gene: KRT26
Product: keratin 26
Exons: 8
Coding region: 772-2178 (468 amino acids)
Biological process (GO): epithelial cell differentiation; intermediate filament organization
Cellular component (GO): cytoskeleton
Molecular function (GO): structural molecule activity
Source: RefSeq, a predicted model, not a curated record
AACAAUAAGCAGGACUGCAGGAUUUCUAUUACUUCAGUUUUCAAUUCAAGAAAUGGUAGAUUUCUUUUAAAAUCUCCCACUACCAAAAGAUCAACAGAUGCUGAGAUUUUCUGGUUUCGAUAAGAAGGAAAACACACACCCAGACACCCAGGGCAGUGGCUCACACCUGUAAUGCUGGCCACAGGAGGCUGAGCUGGGUGCUGAGGCUGAGGAUCACUGGAGGCCAGGAGUUUGAGACCAGCCUGGGAAACAUAGCGAGACCACAUCUCUUUAAAAAAAGGAAAAAAGAAAAAGAAACGAAAGGAAGAAAGGAAGCACUCAAUGAAGUGGGAAUACUAGAAAUACUCUAUGAGCGUUAACAGGACAAAAGUAGGAGACAUUUCUCAUUGGAAUUAUUUAUUCUUUGUUAUAUGUGGCAGGGGGAGAAUCUAGAUUCUAUUAAUAUUCCAGUGGCCAAAAAGAUGCACAUUUAGUCAUAUUUAAUUUUGGCCUUUGAGGCUAUGAUUUAGUUUUACUUCACCUGGCACCAUUUUUAUAUAUAAAAAAUAUCCUUGGGGCAUCUUUCCACCUACAGACUGGACGCUGUUAAAAAUCACCCAAUUGUGAAAAACAACAAUUAGGAUGCAAGUAAAUUUUAUUAUAGACUGGCAUAGUCAAGACUGAAAUGACCCAGUGAAUACUAUAAAAGGCCAAGGGAGCUAACAAGUGUGGAAGGUGAACCCUGGCUUUGCUCCUCUUUCUGGGAAGGGGUUGCCCGGCUGUGCUGCCACCAUGUCUUUUCGACUUUCUGGUGGAUCCAGGAGGAUCUGCUCGCGAACUGGGUCUGGUAGGCUGUCCGGUGGAGGAACAGGCUUCAUGGCUGGGAAUGUGUGUGUUGGAUCGGGAGCAGGAAGCAGCUUUUCUUGUACUCUUGGGGGCAUCUCUUCUGGAGGAAGCUUCUGCAAUAGCGGUGGAGGGUUGGGAAGUGGUGCCUGUGCUGGUUUUCUUGGCAAUGAGCACAGCCUCCUCUCUGGGAAUGAAAAGGUGACCAUGCAGAAUCUCAACGACCGCCUGGCAUCCUACCUGGACCAUGUGCAUGCUCUAGAGGAGGCCAACGCAGACCUGGAGCAGAAGAUCAAGGGCUGGUACGAGAAAUGUGAGCCUGGCUCUUCCCGGGAACACGAUCAUGACUAUAGCAGAUACUUCUCAGUCAUAGAAGAUCUUAAAAGGCAGAUUAUUUCUGCUACCAUCUGCAAUGCCAGCAUUGUUCUACAAAAUGACAAUGCCAGACUGACCGCUGAUGACUUCAGGCUGAAGUAUGAAAAUGAGCUGGCUCUGCACCACAGUGUUGAGGCCGACACCAGUGGUCUUCGCAGAGUGUUGGAUGAACUGACCCUUUGUACAACCGACCUGGAGAUACAGUGUGAAACCCUCAGUGAGGAAUUGACCUACCUCAAAAAAAGUCAUGAGGAGGAAAUGGAAGUCUUGCAAUAUACAGCUGGGGGGAACGUGAACGUGGAGAUGAAUGCAACCCCAGGAGUGGACCUAACUGUCCUGUUGAACAACAUGAGGGCUGAGUAUGAGGACUUGGCUGAGCAGAACCGCAAAGAUGCUGAAGCCUGGUUCAAUGAGAGGAGUGCAACGCUGCAACAACAGAUUUCCGAUCAUGAGGGAGCAGCCACAGCAGCCAGAAAUGAGCUGACCGAAAUAAAACGCAAUCUGCAAACCCUGGAAAUAGAACUUCAGUCCCUCAUGGCUGUGAAACAUUCCUAUGAAUGCUCCUUGGCUGAGACUGAAGGAAAUUACUGCAAUCAACUCCAGCAAAUUCAGGAUCAGAUAGGGGUGAUGGAGGAACAACUGCAACAGAUUCGAACAGAAACAGAAGGCCAGAAGCUGGAGUAUGAACAGCUUCUUGAUGUAAAAAUAUUUUUAGAAAAAGAAAUUGAAAUUUAUUGCAACUUACUAGAUGGAGAAGAAAGAAAAAGCAAAUCCACAUGUUACAAAUCAAAAGGAUACAGGCCUGUGAAUUCUGGAAAUCAAGCCAAAGACUCAACAGAAGAAACUAUUGUUAAAACAGUGGUUGAGGAACUGGAUCAAAUUGGCAAUCUCCUUUCACUGAGAGUCCACUCGGUUGAAGAAAAGUCUUCUAAAAUAAGCAACAUUACAGUAGAGCAACGAGUACCUUCUAAAGCACCAUAAUGAGGAAAAAGUUAUUUGGAAAGAAAGAAAGAAAGAGAGAGAGAGAGAAAGAAAGAAAGGCUGCCUUUGCAAAAAUCCUACUGGUCAAAUAACCUAAGGAAAUUAUUCAUUUCUGUUCUUAAAAGGGCUAGAAUUUGUUCUCCUUCUCUUCCUUUUCUCAUGUUCUAUGCAUGUAAUCUUUUUCCAGAGUAGAAAAAUCCUGCUCUGUCCCUAAUUUUUGUUUUUAUUUUGGGGGCCUUUUUUGACAUUUCAUUAAAAAUUCUUCUAUUGCAA